This is a messenger RNA of Schistosoma haematobium, 989 nucleotides long. It is a transcript of the gene SNAP29, whose product is annotated as Synaptosomal-associated protein. Gene Ontology annotation, molecular function: SNAP receptor activity; syntaxin binding. Gene Ontology annotation, biological process: exocytosis; synaptic vesicle fusion to presynaptic active zone membrane; synaptic vesicle priming. Gene Ontology annotation, cellular component: plasma membrane; SNARE complex. NCBI's taxonomy places the organism in Eukaryota, Metazoa, Platyhelminthes, Trematoda, Strigeidida, Schistosomatidae. The record is from RefSeq and is a predicted model, not a curated record. The transcript has 4 exons. The coding region runs from base 37 to 762 and encodes 241 amino acids.
AUUCUAAGAGUGGGUAGAUUAAGACUACCCAAGGUCAUGAGAAAGUCCUUUAAUCCGUUUGAUGAAGAUGAGCCCGGGGGUUUUUCUUCUUCCUCUAAACCACCAAGUUGGCCCUACGGAGGAACCACAUCAUCUGGACGAAGCGAAGUGCAAUGUCAAAUUUCAGAUAGUCAGUCAAGAACAAAAGCUAGCCAACAACGUGCAUUGUCCAGUAUAUAUAAUUCAGAACAAAUUGGUGUUGCAGCAGCCCAAGAACUUAUUGAACAAGGAGAAAAAUUAAAUCGUGCUGAACAGAAGCUUGAAGAAAUUAGUGAAUUGCAAAAAGAUAGUCAAAAGAAAAUUAAUACUUUAUCUAGUGUUUUCGGUGGAUUUAAAAACAUUUUUUCUCGAAGACAAUCACAACCUGUUCCUCAAAGCUCCUCGGUGGUGGACAAGACGUUGAAUAAUAGAAAUCAAAGUAAUCUGAGACAAUCAAUUCAGUGUGAAAAUUCAUGGGGCAAUCAGUACACAAGUACAUUGCAACAAAAAAUGAUUGAACCCAACAACACCUCGCAAUCUGCAGAUGUUGAGUUUGAGAACAAUUUAGCUCUAAUGGGCGAUGGCAUGUCUCGAUUAAAAAGUUUAGCUCAAGGUAUGCAUAAUGAAUUAAGAAGUCAAAAUGACCAACUUGAUCGAAUGGCGCCGCAAAUUCAUCGAGUCACUGAUACUAUGUCAAAUCAAAAUCGUCAAAUGAACAAACUUCUAGGAAUCCGACCAAAAUAAAAUAUUGCUUCUUGCUUUUCUGUGAUUUCACCUUUUACAAUUAAGAUAUGAAUGUAGUAGAUGAUGCACCGGUCUUGCUUGGGUAUUUCGUUCGAAGAAACCUUUAUUUCUGUCUACGUUUGAUUUUUUUGUCAGCUAUUCCCAACUGACUAUAUGUACACAAUUUGUUAUUUAGUUUAUUUUAAUUGAUUUAUUUUUUAAUAAAUUACCAAUAUGCUCUUUUCUCA